This is a messenger RNA of Myxocyprinus asiaticus (Chinese sucker), 4298 nucleotides long. Its product is annotated as integrin alpha-11-like. Gene Ontology annotation, molecular function: integrin binding. Gene Ontology annotation, cellular component: external side of plasma membrane; integrin complex. Lineage: Eukaryota; Metazoa; Chordata; Actinopteri; Cypriniformes; Catostomidae. The record is from RefSeq and is a predicted model, not a curated record. The transcript has 30 exons. Gene Ontology annotation, biological process: cell-cell adhesion; integrin-mediated signaling pathway; cell-matrix adhesion. The coding region runs from base 68 to 3640 and encodes 1190 amino acids.
CUCGCACACACACGCACAUACACUAACACACAUUCGUUCACAUUCUCUCUCACACACACACACACACAUGGAGUACUACUGCACCCUCCUACUCUGGACUCUUUGCAGCAUGCUGCCAGGGUUCCAUGACUGUUUCAACAUCGACACCAGCAACCACAGGAUCAUAAAGGGCCCCAGGCAGGCACAGUUUGGCUACACUGUCCAACAACACAUGACAGGGGGACAGAAGUGGUUACUGGUAGGAGCCCCACUGGAAACUAAUGGGCAGCAUCAGACAGGAGACGUGUACAAAUGUCCCUUAAGCAGAAAAUCUGGUGGGCCCAGCUGCACCAAACUCAAUCUUGGAAGGAUAUCCUUGACAAAUGUCUCUGAGCGAAAGGAUAAGAUGAGACUUGGAAUGACCCUUUCUUCUAACCCUAAAGAUAACAGCUUUGUGGCUUGUGGACCCCUUUGGUCAUACGAAUGUGGCAGCUCAUACUACAGCACUGGAAUUUGCUCCAGAGUCAAUGCCAGCUUCAAAUUUUCCCGCACUAUCGCUCCUGCUUUCCAAAGGUGUGAGACAUACAUGGACAUAGUGAUAGUCUUGGAUGGUUCAAAUUCAAUCUACCCUUGGAAUGAAGUCCAAGAUUUCCUUAUCAAUAUCCUGCGGAAGUUUUAUGUUGGACCAGGACAGAUUCAGGUUGGAGUGGUGCAGUAUGGAGAAAAAGUGGUGACUGAGUUUCACCUGAAUGACUUUCGCUCUGUGGAGGAUGUGGUCAAAGCAGCCCGUAAGAUAGGCCAGCGAGGAGGAGAAGAAACCAACACUGCAUUGGGAAUCAGUGUUGCACGCUCACAGGCCUUUAAACAGGGAGGUAGAAGAGGAGCAAAAAAGGUGAUGAUUGUCAUUACCGAUGGUGAAUCACAUGACAGCCCUGACCUGCAGCAGGUCAUCGAGGACAGCGAGAAGGAUGGCAUCACCCGAUAUGCCAUUGCUGUACUGGGCUACUAUAACCGCAGAAGCAUCAACCCUGAAGCUUUCCUCAAUGAGAUCAAGUACAUUGCUAGCGACCCUGAUGAUAAGCAUUUUUUUAAUGUGACAGACGAGGCAGCUUUGAAGGACAUUGUGGAUGCUCUGGGAGAAAGGAUCUUCAGUUUAGAGGGGACUAGCAAGAAUGGGACAGCAUUUGGACUCCAGAUGUCUCAGGCUGGCUUCUCUACGCACAUAGUGGAGGAUGGUAUUUUAGUGGGAGCUGUAGGGGCUUACGACUGGAAUGGAGCUGUGCUGAAGGAGACACGUCAGGGUAAAGUGGUUCCAUUAAAGUCCUCCUAUGAACAAGAGUUUCCAGAGGAACUGAAGAACCAUGGGGCGUACCUAGGUUACACAGUGACCUCUGUAGUGUCAGCUCGCAGUGGUCAGUUAUAUGUCGCAGGGGCUCCAAGGUUUAACCACACAGGCAAGGUCAUCAUCUUCACGCUGAAAAAUACCGGAGAGCUCACUAUAUUACACUCACUGAAGGGACAGCAGAUAGGAUCAUACUAUGGCAGUGAGAUUGCUCCAGUUGACAUCGAUGAUGAUGGAAUAACAGAUAACCUGCUGGUGGCUGCACCAAUGUUCUUCAGUGGAGGAUGGGAGAAAGGCAAAGUCUACAUAUACAGAGUGACAGAGCAGCCACGUUUCAUACUGGAGGGCUCGCUGGAGACCUUAGAUCAAGGUCAGAAUGCCCGUUUUGGCUCAGCAUUGGCCCCCGUGCCUGAUAUUAAUGGGGAUACAUUUAAUGAUGUGGUGGUGGGAGCUCCACUAGAGGAUGACCACAAAGGGGCCAUUUAUAUCUACCACAGCCAACGCAAUAGAGUACUGAAGAAAUACAAACAGAGGAUUGGUGCAAUUCAGCUAGCCCCUGGUCUGCAGUACUUUGGUCGCAGUAUCCAUGGGAAAAUGGAUAUGAAUGGAGAUGGCCUGGUGGAUCUGGCCGUGGGCUCCCUUGGGGCAGCAGUUCUUCUUUGGUCUCGAAGUGUUGUCCGCAUCCACGCCACUGUCCGAUUUGAGCCCAGCAAGAUCAAUAUAUUCAAUAAAGACUGUCGGAGAGGAGGGAAGGAUGUGACUUGCAUGUCAGCUAUUGUAUGUCUCAAUGUCACAGCCCGGACUCCUAUCAGAGCCUCACAGGAAAUAGCUCUCAGAUACAGUGCGUUCAUUGAGGAGAAGCGCUUUAACCCUCGAGCUGUGUUUGAUGACCCAGAUCGGCAACAGCCACAGAAUCUCACACUGCUUCCUGGAGAGGAGACAUGUGACCACAUCUACUUCCACGUCAUGGAGACUACAGAUUAUGCCAGACCCAUCAUAUUCACUGUAGAGACAGGCCUACUGGACCAAGACAAAGGACCAACUCUGGAUGACAGCUGGCCAACUGCUGUAAAAACACAGCUUCCCUUCUGGAAUGGAUGUGACGAAGAUGACCAUUGUGUCCCAGACUUGGUGUUACAAUCUCAGACGGAUCUAAUGAAUCACAAGCAGUUCUGUGCACAGGCAUUUCGUGCGGGUAGUGUGUUAUGUCGGAGUCAGACUUUAGCAGAACCUUCUGAGCGCAUUAUGGAGGGAUCCAGAAGAAGGAUGGUAGUUGAUGUGCAUCUAGAAAACAGAGGAGAGAAUGCUUAUGGAGCCAAACUAAACAUCUCUUAUACUUCAAACCUACGCUUCUCCAGCCUUAUAGUAAAGGAUAACUCUGAUAUACAUAUAGACUGCCGUGGUGAGAACAGGCAAAAAUAUGAGAAAUCUUGCAACAUCAGUGCACCUUUUAUGAGAGCAAAGACACAGGUAACAUUUCGCUUGGAAUUGGAAUUCAGUCACUCAGUGCUGCUGGACCAUUUACGACUCAUUCUGGAGGUUACCAGUGAGGGUGAGGAAGUUGCCUUACACAACAACAUUAAUGACAUUUUCUACACACUGAAAUAUGAGGCUGAUCUGCUCUUCACAAGAGAUUUCUACCCAACCCGAUAUGAACUUAAACCUGAACUUUCUCUGGAGGAACAAGGCGAUGUCAACCCUCCUUUUAACUUUACCUUUCAGAUUCAGAACCUUGGUUAUUUCCCUGUCCAAGAUUUGCAACUGUACAUUGCUAUCCCUGAAGUCACAAAGAAUGGCAAUCAGCUCUUGCAGAUCAGGGAUUUCCACAUAGACCAGGUAAGUGGAAGUCACUGUAUCCCCCCUCAGCAUAUGGCACACAGUCGGGCCACUCCAGAGGAUCUCUCCCGAAUAUCUCGACUGAACUAUUCCAACACCCUGGCAGUGCCAGUGCAGUGUACAUUAAACCUGCCUUCCUACAGAGACGUGAGUGUGAAAAUUGGUGGAUCCCUCCGCACUGAUGCACUUCAUGCUCUGAAGUUCAAAACCCUUGAGCUGGUGACGACAGCCUCAGUGGAGCUGAGCCCCUCCAGUCCCAUGUUUCUGCAUGAGGAGAGGCCAGUCAGACACAUAAUCCUUGAGAUUAGGAAAGAGGAGGAUUACCGUGUUCCCAUCUGGAUUAUCAUAGGCAGUACACUUGGUGGCUUGUUACUUCUCUCUCUCCUUAUUUUGGCACUUUGGAAGUUGGGUUUUUUCCAAAGGCAGAAACGACAUGAGGAGGCAGAGAAUGAGGCCAAUGGCAAGAUGAUGGAAGAGCGAUAGCGCAGGCUGCUUAUGAGGGUAGACAGGCCUACUUCUCAGGGACCAACCCACAGCAACAUUAGACGUCUCUGAAACAGAGAGAGAGAGGGGGACUGAGAGACUGGAAGAAAUAGAGAAAAAGUAGGACUUGUGGCAAUGAAGAAAGAGGAGGGAUAUGCUCUGUGCACUUGACGAUCUGAUGUACAACCAUGAAAAACACUGCAAUGACCCUCACCAUGCCUGCACUGCUUACUGAGCCGACCCUAUAUGGGUCUCCAUCUCACUUUUCACCCCAGAUCCAAACCCUCUUAGGGCCUGAAGAUCACAGCAUCUUAAAGGACAUUCUCUGAGAGACAGUUUCAAAAGCAAAAAUUACUAAAGGAAAGCUUGUGAGGGGAAAAUGUAUUGAAAGGAAAGAAUUUUGGAAACACCAGACUCUUUUCACAUGGUCUUUGUGGUCUGUUCACAUGGUCUUCACAUCUGAACCUUGGCUAAAUCCAAUGUCUGACUCUGCAAAUACACAAGAGAAACCUCAAAGGGAUAUGACUGUCUAAAACAGCCAUAUUUUCUGGUGCUUCUUUGUUGACAAAAAAAAAAAAUAAAGGACAUCUUAGUAAAAGAAAGAGGGGAAAGAAGUGCACAAUUUAGCUUAACAAAUGUAAUAAACGUGUUUAUAAUA